UGUCCCACUUUAUGCAAAAAAAAUGGAGAUGGUUCCCCAGAAUCCCCGAAAAUUGAAGUCCACCUUGUAUUAUGAACUCCGACUGGAAUUGGAUGUAUGUAAGAUGGUAGGAUAUAUGAUUGUUAGAACAUACAUACAUACAUACCCUGUUUAAUUAAUUAUUACGCUUUCCUUUUGGUAGCAUUUAAUUAAAACACAUGCUGUGCAGUUGCGUGCACGUCAUUGUUGUUACUAAUUGAUAUUAUCAGACCUGAGACCACUCCAUAAUUAAUUGAUACACAUCUGUAAUUAGUACUUUUGCUUUCAAUUAACUUUAUCUACCUAAUUAUUCAAAUCAAUAAUUUAGUAGAGUGAUUAUUUGAUCCUUUAAGUAGUCAGCACAACUAAGGAGCAGAUUGAUAUUGAAGCACAAUUAUCGAUCUUAUAUACAUUAAUUACUACUCUUUACCUAUCAAAAUAUAAUGCUGUGUGUUAAUUUCCCAGCAGUUGCUCCAACAAUAUUCAACAAUAUCAGUAUGAACAAACCAUCCAGAUUGUCGUCACAUAACUAUAGCAGAAUUACAAGUAGAGAUAAUAAUAAUUAUUACGGUGGUGGUGUUGUUAAGCGCCGUAUGGGAUCAUCAAUUAUUAAAUCAUCAUGUGGUACUGGUGGUGCUUACGAGGAGUUGCCUGAGGGGCUGGAGAAGGAACUGAUGCCGAAACACGUGGCAGUGAUAAUGGAUGGAAAUAGAAGGUGGGCCAAAAGCAGAGGUUUGCCUGUACAGCUCGGCCACAUUGCUGGACGACGAGCCAUGAAACAACUUACUCGUAACUGUAAGAAAUUUGGUGUUCAAGUUCUCACUGUUUUUGCCUUCUCCACUGAAAAUUGGAUUCGCCCCAAGGAGGAAGUUAACUUUCUGAUGAACUUGUUUGAAGAGGUUAUACGUUCAGAUAUGGAGGAGCUAAUACAAAAUGAUGUGCGCGUGUCUGUUGUGGGGAAUGUAGGGGGACUUAGGCCGUCUCUGCAGAGUCUGAUAUCUUCAUCAUCGGAGCGGUCAAAGGAUAACAAAGGAAUGGAUAUGGUGACUGCUUUGAACUACAGCGGACGUCACGACAUAACUGAAGCCACAAAACAAAUUGCAAGAAAAGUGAAAGAUGGUGUAUUGGGAUCGGUGGAAGACAUUGACGAAACCCUAAUUGAGAAGCAUCUUCAAACAAAUGUGAUAGAGGAAUCGUCAUAUAGAAACCCAGAUUUGCUGAUAAGAACGAGUGGUGAGUUGAGACUGAGCAAUUUCAUGCUCUGGCAGUCGGCCUACACCGAACUGAUUUUCGUGGACAAGCUUUUUCCAGACUUUAAUGAGGGGGAUUUAGUGGAGGCUCUCACCCUAUUUCAGAAGAGGCAAAGGCGUUACGGUGGACACAAGUACUAGUUAUCUAGCAUAUACAUAAUGAUCAUAUGUCUCUCUUUUUCUGUGUCUCUGUGUCUGCAUGUUUGUGUUUCAGAGUGCAUUAUUGAUGAUAUUUGAAACUGCUGUACGUUCUUAUCACUUGUUCUGCGUUUCGGAUUGUAAGAGUUCCUUUUUUUUCAAACAAGUAAGAAUUAAUUAGUCCCUUCAUUUCAU
This is a messenger RNA of Erythranthe guttata (spotted monkey flower), 1601 nucleotides long. RefSeq lists its product as uncharacterized. Gene Ontology annotation, cellular component: chloroplast stroma. The record is from RefSeq and is a predicted model, not a curated record. Gene Ontology annotation, biological process: response to cold; plastid membrane organization; polyprenol biosynthetic process. Lineage: Eukaryota; Viridiplantae; Streptophyta; Magnoliopsida; Lamiales; Phrymaceae. Gene Ontology annotation, molecular function: ditrans,polycis-polyprenyl diphosphate synthase [(2E,6E)-farnesyl diphosphate specific] activity.